This is a messenger RNA of Rhincodon typus (whale shark), 1888 nucleotides long. Its product is annotated as mpv17-like protein 2. Bases 1023 to 1682 code for a protein of 219 amino acids. Lineage: Eukaryota; Metazoa; Chordata; Chondrichthyes; Orectolobiformes; Rhincodontidae. Gene Ontology annotation, cellular component: membrane; cytoplasm. Gene Ontology annotation, biological process: mitochondrial ribosome assembly. The record is from RefSeq and is a predicted model, not a curated record. The transcript has 5 exons.
GCACGUGGUUGACGCUCAGUGACAGGAAGAGAAAGUGUGUGAGAGAGAAUAAAAUUAAAAUAUAUGUAAUUUGGGGGGAGGAAGAGAUAAAGAGGGGGUACAGAGACAGAGAGGAGGGGGUGAAUGUGAGUGGAUUUCGAUAGGGAUAGGGACACAGAAUGGGAUCCAGCUAUUAACGAUGGUGUGUAGAGGGACAGAAGUAUACAUGGGAAUAGACUGACAAGGAGAGAGAAAGGGGGAAGGAGCUGGGGUAUAUAUAGAAAGAGAGAGAGAGAGAGGGGGUUGAAAUAGGAGAGAUAGUAGGAACUGCAGAUGCUGGAGAAGGGUCUAAGCCCGAAAUGUCAGCUUUCCUGCUCCUCUGAUGCUGCUUGGCCUGCUGUGUUCAUCUAGCUCUACACCUUGUUAUCUCUUGAAAUAGGAGGGCGGCGUUGAGUUAGGGAUACCCAUAGAAAUGUGGAAGCAUUAGGGAGAGGGAAUGGGCUGAGAAAGACAAGCUCAUUGAGGGGAACCAGGAUUUGAGGGUUGAGAGGAGGAGGCAGUGAAGUCUGAAAACUGGAAUUAUUGUGCCAGGUUAAACUUCAGAGUUCAGACUGACCUUCACAGCUGACCAGUGGCUGGAGACUGGACAAAAGUCCGAGGAAUCCCAGACAACUCCACUUUACAGCCUUUGGGCUCGAUUAAUGCGUACGGUUUAUAGAAACAGGACUUGAAUGUGUUAGGUGGUGCAAACUCACCAUUAAGAAAAUACAUUUUCAGGAAAAAAAGAGCAUUUUAAUAUAUUAUACCAAUACUGGAUGUAGAUAAAUUAUUUUAUAUAGAGAGUCAAAGCCUCAAGGUUAGAUAAUAAGCCGGACUUUAGGCUGUUUCAGGAGUUGGUUUGUAUUUUGCUCUUAACAUCAUACUGGCUGGAAAUUUCAAGGAGACUUUGAGGAAUAAAAUUGAGUAGAUCUCUGUUGGAGAGUGACUUUUGAAGGUUUCAAUUACUUGAGUCAGUGGGUUAGCCCUGCCCUCGGUUGUACGGGAUGCCUACUCCUCCAAACCCGAGUUUCACUGUCCGGCUGCUUGCUGUUUGGAAAUCUAUCUUCACUGGCAGGUAUCUGUUCAUCACCAACACGGUAAGCUGUGGGGCUCUGAUGGCCGCUGGAGACAUGAUCCAACAAACCCGGGAGAUCUGGCGAGAGCCCGACCGUGUGCGGGAGUGGGCUCGAACAGGACGAAUGUUUGCAACUGGCUGUUUAAUGGGCCCCUUUGGGCAUUUCUGGUAUGGGGCCCUGGAUCGAAGGUUCCCAGGAAGGACCAAACGCACUGUGCUGAAGAAAGUUCUGUUGGACCAAAUCAUUGCCUCACCCAUCUUUGGCCUCAUCUAUUUUGGCGGAAUGGGGAUAUUAGACGGCCAUCGUCCAAUCGAAUGCCUGAUGGAGUUCAAGAGGAAGUUCUGGAAAUUUUAUAUGGCGGAUUUGAUGUUGUGGCCUGGAGCCCAAAUGAUCAACUUCUACUUCCUCUCUCCGAAAUACCGUGUCCUCUAUGUGAAUGUAGUGACUGUCGGCUGGGACACUUACCUCUCCUACCUUAAACAUGAGGAUCAGGAAGGUGCAGCACUCUCAUUGGGUGAGAUAGGGGUUUCAGACAAACAGCAAGUAAAGUCAGAGAGCUCAGUGAAAUCGCUGGAAGAUGAACCGUAGCUGCUGUCCUUUUGGCACUAAACCCGGACUCCCCGAUGGCCCAAAGACUGAGGAGCAGUCAGUCUCUCGCCCACCCUGAACCUCAACAUGCAGGCAGCUAAGAGUUGAAGAAAGGUCACUUCUGGGCUGUUCUGAACAGGUUUUUUUUUAUCGUUGAAAUUGUCAUUCUGAACUGUUGAAGAAUUAAAAUAUUUUUAAAAUGAGGA